Symphalangus syndactylus (siamang) is the source of this 2826-nucleotide messenger RNA. It is a transcript of the gene GHRL, whose product is annotated as ghrelin and obestatin prepropeptide. Gene Ontology annotation, biological process: positive regulation of growth hormone secretion; gastric acid secretion; regulation of response to food. Gene Ontology annotation, cellular component: extracellular region. The record is from RefSeq and is a predicted model, not a curated record. Lineage: Eukaryota; Metazoa; Chordata; Mammalia; Primates; Hylobatidae. Gene Ontology annotation, molecular function: growth hormone-releasing hormone activity; ghrelin receptor binding.
UGAGGAUUUUUUUUUUUUUUAUGGGGUUGGUGGCUCUGAAAAAGCUGCACGUCUUCUCUGAGGACUACAGACCUCUCUCCACCCUCUCCACAUUCAGCCUCUCUGGGCUCCAGGGCCAAAAGAUGUCUACACUCAGGUGGCAGACAGGCCUGUGAAGACCUCCUGGUGACAUGCUCACAUGUUGCUGGGACUAAAGGUGGGAUUUUAGCCACCACAGUGGGCUGGUGGUGAGAUGUUUACCAACAGGAGGUACUUUGUCCCUCAUGUCCCACUUAAAGAUUCAGUCCAACCUGGCCUGUGCUUCUGCUGUCCCAAGAGACUCUAGAAAGCUCCAAUCCACCCUGAGGUUGAUCUUUUAAGUCAGGGUAGGCGGUCAUUUGGCAAUCAACUGCUCUACUGCCUCAAUGUCCUCCUCACUGGACAUCCUGCCCCAAUUCCAUCCUGUUCAGCGCAGACUGAUUUUCCUGGAACACGAUGUUCAUUACAGAGCCAGAUGGCAUAUCAGAAAGAGCACUGUAUUCGGAGUCAAGAGAUCCAUGGGGGAGUCCCAGCAUUACCCCUGAUGGCUGUAUAGCUUUGGGGAAAGUGUGGCCCUCUUGGCAUUCAGUUUUUCUUCCAGCGAAAUAAAGGAUUCAGCCUCCCAGAGCUUUCAAGUCUUUCCAACUCUUUCAUUCAUUCUAUGGUCUCUCUCUCCUCAAGAAUCCUCGGUGGCUGCCCUCUGCAAAAAAAGCCCAAACUUCUUGGGCUAGCAGCUCCCAAGGCAUCCAUCACCUGGCCCCAAACCACCUUCUAAUGUUUUUGUUAUGACCCCAUCACCACCCUCCCCCAAGCCACCCAGCCUUCUCCUUGCUGCCCUGACGUACUCUACCCAUGCCUUCACCUCCCCUCUGCUUGCCGCAAAGCCCUCCCUUCAAAGCCCUGCCCCAAGUUCACCACAGGCUUCUUUCCUGGAGCCUUUGCUAACAUCCCUGCCGCAAGCCCCAGCCUAAGGUGAGCUCCUCUCCUGAACUGCUAGAACUUCUCUGCAGACAACUUGUUGGCCCUUAGGGGUUCCUGCCUGGGCACCCAGUUGGAUGAAGCACUCCAGAAAGGAAGAAACUCCUGGGGCCAAGGGAAAUGAGGCAGUGGCCUUGGACUGUGCUGGGAAGUCCUAUGGGCCUGGUAUGAAACCAUUGUCAUCUGCAGGGUGUUUCACAGGUUAGAAGCCACUUCCCCCAUCGCCUCAUUUCACCCUCAAAGACUCUGGGUAAGGAGAAUUAUUUGUGGUCUGCCUAAGGCCAGUCAAUGAGGGAGGAGCCAGGCCCAUGCUAAGUGUAGAUCUUCCAACUCUAGGUCCAAUGCACUUCCCUCUCAGAAGAGGCAUCCACUAAAAUAGGGACCAAAGCUGAUGGGGAAAGGCAAGGCAAGCUGCUAUGUGAAAAAACGCCAGGCCAGGCAGUCAUGUCACAGCACCUGGCAGAAAUGACUGAAGUAUAGCCACUGGCUGAAGUUAUCCCCACACCCACUCUCUGGAGAGGACGAUCAGGAGCAAUCUGCUCAACCGGGAGGUGGGACUCUCCUCCUCGGGAAGGUGUAGAAUCACCAGCCUGACUCCCUGCAGGCUCCCGGGGCUCACAGACGCCAGAGCAGCAACAGCACAUGGGAAACAACGGGGCGCCGGACUGGGGAGGUCUCAGAGCUCUCCGAGUGAUGACUGCCUCAUUUUACCCAGGGAGAAAGGGCGAGUAAGCUAAGGUCACACAGCAACAAAGCUGCACCCAGACCCCAGGGCCACUCUCCUCCCUCCCUCCUCCACCAGGGCCAUGCUCACUUGGGGUGCCCCGCCACCCUGUGUUCCAGGGACAGCUGGAGCACAUGCUUCACCCCUCGCCAACCCAGCAAUCCCGCAGGGCAUCUGACCUCCACUGUUGACUUCUACCCAGAGGACAUGAACAUUUUUAGUUCCCAAGGAAUGUACAUCAGCCCCACGGAAGCUAGGCCACCUCUGGGAUGGGGUUGCUGGUUUAAAACAAACACCAGUCAUCCUAUAUAAGGACCCGACAGCCACCAGGCACCACCUCCGCCAGGAAUUGCAGGCCCACCUGUCUGCAACCCAGCUGAGGCCAUGCCCUCCCCAGGGACCGUCUGCAGCCUCCUGCUCCUCGGCAUGCUCUGGCUGGACUUGGCCAUGGCAGGUUCCAGCUUCCUGAGCCCUGAACACCAGAGAGUCCAGCAGAGAAAGGAGUCCAAGAAGCCACCAGCCAAGCUGCAGCCCCGAGCUCUAGAAGGCUGGCUCCGCCCAGAAGAUGGAGGUCAGGCAGAAGGGGCAGAGGAUGAACUGGAAAUCCGGUUCAACGCCCCCUUCGAUGUUGGAAUCAAGCUGUCAGGGGUUCAGUACCAGCAGCACAGCCAGGCCCUGGGGAAGUUUCUUCAGGACAUCCUCUGGGAAGAGGCCAAAGAGGCCCCAGCUGACAAGUGAUCGCCCACGAGCCUUACUCACCUCUCUUCCUCCUAAGCUUAGAAGCACUCAUCUGGCUUUUCGCUUGCUUCUGCAGCAACGCCCAUGACUGUUGUACAAGCUCAGGAGGCGAAUAAAUGUUCAAACUGUAUGCUGAUGUUCCAAAUGGGAAUGUAUUUCAAAGAGGAAAAGUUAACAUUUCACUUUAAAAAAAUCAAAAUAAUACAAAUAAAAAUAAUUCUUGGUCUAUGGUCUGUGGGAAGGGAAUAAAAGGACAAGUAGCAAGGCCAGUGUGCAUGCUUAGAAAACCUAAUCACACCAGCUCACUCAAGCAGAGAAGCUACUGCAUGUGCACGCACUGUGUGGAAUUAAGACUGGGUUUCUUAGAG